AGACAAAUUAUAGUAAUUGACGAUGCACUUGCUUCUGAAGCUUCAGAAGUCAUAGUCGAAGUCGAAUUACAAUGUGGUUGUGAUUGUGGUACUGCAAUCAACUCUAAAUGCAUAAAUGGUAUUAAUGAAUGCGGUAUCUGUAAAUGUGAUUUUGGCUGGUCUGGAGAAACUUGUAACUGUAACGAAAAUUCUUGGACUGGAAACAAACAGCAGUGCAUUUAUCCCGGCGAAACAGAAAUUUGUUCGGGACGUGGUGAAUGCAUCUGUGGUGAAUGUAGCUGUGAUCCCGGUUAUAGUGGCCUUUUCUGCGAAUGUUCUCCCUGUGAUAAGAUUGACGACGUAGAAUGUUCAGGAAGAGGAAGUUGCGACUGUGGCAGAUGUUCUUGUUCGACAGGUUGGAAAGGCGAAGGAUGUCAAUGUCCAUCCGAUGAUAACUUAUGCAUUCCUCCAGGAGAUAAUGAAGUUUGUGCAGGACACGGUUAUUGCGACUGUGGACAAUGUCGCUGUAACGAAACAGCUCCUGAUGGCCUCCUUUACCGAGGAACUUAUUGUGAGGCAACAGCCGGUGCCGGUGGCAGUGGUUUCUGUAGCUUUUUUGUAUCUUGUGUAAACGCAACCAUUGAAGAAUCAACAAAAGCUCGAGAUUCAUGUCAUACGAAUUUUAGUAUUUUUCGUACUCAACGAGUUUCCACUCUAAAUUCUGAAAGCGACCGCUAUUGUUUUAUUAGGAAAGUGAAAGAUACAACUAUUUGCACUAUUCCAUAUGUAUAUGAAUUUAACAAAGAUAAUACUGUUACAUUAAAUAUUGGAGACAAGACGUGCUACACUCCAAUGCCAGCGGCUUUCUUUCCAGGAAUUAUUUUUGGGGCUGUUGUUCUGUUCGGCAUAAUAGCUUUACUUAUUUGGAAGGGUUGGACGAUUAUGAAGGACAAGAGAGAAUACACGAAAUUUGAGAAAGAGCGUCAACAGACAAUUUAUUCAUUAAACGAAAAUCCUCUUUACAGACCAGCUAUUUCGCACUUCAGAGUACCCUCUAUGAUCAAAGAGGAUUGACAUAAGUUUACGAUUGGAAUUGAAGAUCUUUUUCAGUGAUUUCUUAACGUCUUUCUUGCGGGCAGUAGCCGAUUUUUUUUCUAGUUUCCAGUUGUAAAUCAUUGAAAACUUUCAUUAAGAGUUUUCUCAUGGAUAGCGUUCCAGAAGUGAUUCCCAGGUGUAAAAAUAGUUUCCUUUUUAAAAAACCGUAUGAAAUCACAAAGCAUAUAA
Molecule: messenger RNA, 1263 nt
Organism: Cephus cinctus (wheat stem sawfly)
Lineage: Eukaryota; Metazoa; Arthropoda; Insecta; Hymenoptera; Cephidae
Product: integrin beta-PS
Biological process (GO): integrin-mediated signaling pathway; cell migration; cell-matrix adhesion
Cellular component (GO): focal adhesion; integrin complex; cell surface
Molecular function (GO): integrin binding
Source: RefSeq, a predicted model, not a curated record